Molecule: messenger RNA, 1162 nt
Organism: Lactuca virosa
Lineage: Eukaryota; Viridiplantae; Streptophyta; Magnoliopsida; Asterales; Asteraceae
Source: the annotation of a GenBank genome assembly
CUUUAUUCCCUGAAUCAAAACAAAAAAAAACAGUCUUUAUAGGGAUGAUUACCAGCUCAAUAAUUGAUAAUUCAUUGGAGUAGAGUAAAUUAUAAGCAGAUUGGUGUUCAAGAAUUCUUUCCUUCUCUCGAAGGACGAAGAGUGUGGGGUUUUUCAAGAUCUAGACGACGAAUUUCACCAUGUUCUUUAGCUUCACACCUUUCAAAGGCAUGAAAUCAAAAAUCGUUCCUUACUAUAUGAACGGAAAUCCAUCAAGUCUUUUCUGCAUCUUACCACGAGACGAUUCUUCACGCUUUUUUCCUCCUGGAAGCGCCCCUGUUUACCUUAAUGUCUACGACAUCUCCACCAUUAACACUUGCAUAUCAUGGACAGGCCUCGGUGCCUUUCACACAGGAUUAGAAGUUCAUGGUGUCGAAUAUGGUUUUGGGUGUCAUCAAGAAUCAGAAAGUGGUGUUUUUGAGAUUGAGCCUAAAAAAUGCCCUGGAUUUAAGUUUAGAGAGUCGAUUUUAAUGGGUACUACGAAUUUGAGCCCUAGUCAAGUUCAAAGAUUCAUUGAGCUCCAAUCUAAUAACUACUAUGGUGACACGUAUCACUUAUUUGGGAAGAAUUGCAAUCAUUUUUGUGACGAUAUGUGUCAAAAGUUAACCGGAAACAAAAUCCCUAGAUGGGUUAACCGGCUAGCCAAAUUAGGUUCAUGUUGUCGUUGUAUACUCCCGAAAUCAAUCAAGGGUUCAGGUGUUAAAAACAAAUCAAACUCUUCCGAUGAUGAUGAGUAUGAAAACAAGAGUUUAAGAGGUUCAUUUAGUUGUUUCUCAUCAUUUUCAACGCAUAAUAAGUUGAGAAAGGUGUCAAUUUCGUCAUUAUAUAAACAUUCACUCUACAAAGGAUGCCUUCCACCAUGGGAGUUACAAGUGGACUCACAAAGGCUUUGUGAAGAAGAAGAUGAAGAUGAGGAUGAUGAGUAAAGUGGUUUUUGUCAUGUUUCAUUUUUUUUAUCGGUUUUGGUGAAACACCAAAGAUUUUGUGCAAUUGAUAUGAAAAAGAUAAAAGAUUUUCGUGAUUGUGUUGUAAGAUUUUCCCGAAUUUUGAUGCUUGGGAUUGAUUGUAAAAAUAUAUUCUUUGUACUUUGGGCAUCUUUAAUAGUGGAUAAUGUACAAAUGGA